Molecule: messenger RNA, 4338 nt
Organism: Rhodotorula graminis WP1
Lineage: Eukaryota; Fungi; Basidiomycota; Microbotryomycetes; Sporidiobolales; Sporidiobolaceae
Exons: 4
Coding region: 13-4338 (1441 amino acids)
Source: RefSeq, a predicted model, not a curated record
ACCCGCCGUCGCAUGCCGCGCAAAUCGCCCUCGUCCGCCUCGGACCUCUCAUCGCCCCGACCGUCCGCGUCCCCACCACCAAAGCCACGCACCACCCGCAGAUCGACCGCGUCCCGUUCCACCUCGGCACAGCCACCGACUCGCCAGGACUCGGCACCGCCCACCGCCCUCAGGAGAGGGAGGAGCCGUGGGCCCUCCCAUCCCCCGCCGCCGCCGCCCCCGCCGCCCGAACCCUCGUCCUCCACCACCCGCUCGAGGUCCACCAGGAGCGCCAGUGCCAAGGGCAAGGCCAAGGCCGUCGACCCGCGCGAGGACGACCGCGGCGGCGACGACGGCGGCCCCGCAUCCCGGCGAGCCCGCUCUCGAGACGGCGACGGCGACCAGCCCAUGACCAAGGUCAAGGCCGAGCCGCGCGACGACGACGACGACAACGACUCGCUCUUUGGCGGCAGCGCCAACGGCGACGACUCGUCCCUCACGCCCGCGUCCGCCUCGAGCGACCCUCCCGCACCCGCCGCAUCCACCUCCGACAACCCUCCUCCUCCCUCUUCCCCUCCUCGUCCUCAUCCUCGAGCCGGCUCGCCCUCGAACGCCGGCGACACUGCCCCAGAAGCCGCCCAGCUGAGCGACAUCCCCGAGGCCGACUCGACUGACGGCGACGGCGACGGCGCCCCGGCGUCGGCAUCGGCGCCUGAGCGCGCAGAGCCGCAGGACGAGAGCACGGUCGUCGAGCGAGCACCAGAGGGGGACGAAGCUGGGGCGGCUGCGGUGGCCGACGGGCCGAGCGCGGCGGGUGAGGGCGAGCCGGGAGAGGCGGAUCGUGCGCCCGAGGAGGGCACGGCGGUAGUCGAGGACACGACGAUGGGCGAGGAGAAGCGGGACGAGAAGCGAGAGGGGACGAGCGAGAAGGACGGACCGGGCAGAGCGGUCGAGCAGGAGAAGAAGCAGGAGGACGGCGAGGGCGAUGAGUUGAUGAAGGACCGCGAGGAGGCCGGCGCACCGUCGCCCGCCGCCAAAUCGCCCUCGCCGUCUGCGCCGACGACGACGAUCGAGACGCCCGCCGAGCCGCCUGCCGCCGACGGCAGUGCGCCCAAGAGCCCGCCGUCCACCUCGACCUCAACCGCACCCGCUCCCGCUCCGACAGCUCCCUCCCCUACGCCGCCCACCGCUCUCGCCCAAGCCGUCCUCGCCUCGGCCGACGCAGCCCCACCCGCCGCGCCCAGCACCUCUCUCACCUCGCCCUCGCUCCCCUCCUCCACCUCGACCGCGCCCAAACGCUCGCCGCCCGUCCUCCCGCCCGGCGGCAUCCCCAUGCCCGCCGGGCUCCAGACCAUGACGCCGCACGACGUCCGGCGCCGGUUCAACGGCCACAAGGUGUCGUGCGUCCAGGCGCUCAACGCCGAGCUGAUCCGGUGCGCCGACGAGGUGCUCAAGGAGCGGCCCGUCAACCAGAUCGAGUACGGCCCGAUCAUGCUGCGGCUGCAGUCGAACGUCACCUACCUCAACUCGAUGGCCGAGAUUGCGCUCAACAAGGACGGCAGCAAGCGCCUCGUCGUCCCUGCUCCGCCCAUCCUCGACGCGCCCGAGACGCCCAUCUUCGGCCCGCGGUUCCUGUCGGCGUACAAGUCGCUCAAGAGCUACUUCAUCGCGGCCGACAAGUACGAGCAGCAGUACAAGCGCGGCCUGACGCUCGUUGCGACGGCGGCGACCCCGGCGAGACCGACGGCGGCACCUGCUGCGGCGCAUGCCCCGGCCGGCGCACACCCGCAGCCGCAGCAGCAGCAGCCGACGACGACGACGACCUCGGCGCCGCUCGAGGCCGUCAACGGCGCGCCCAAGCGCUCGCGCUCGUCCGACGAGCUCGCGAGCCCGGACGCCAAGCGCCGCCAGGUCUCGGGCUCGGUCGCUCCUGGUCCCGGCGGCGCUGUCGAGCUCGCGACCGUGCCCGAGUCGGCCGACGAGGACGUCGUCGAGGUCGUGCCCGCGACGCCGGCGCCGCCCGGCAUGGCGAGGCCGCCGCAGCUGCAGCAGGUCAUGCUCGGGCAGCAGCCGCAGCCACCGCCGCUCCAGCCGCACCAGCAGCAGUCCGAGGCGGCGAGCCGGUUCAACGCGCCGCCACCGCUCCAGCAGACGAUGCUCGGCGUCGACCCGCACCAGCAGGGCGGCGCGUCGCCUGCCCUGAGCGCGAGCUCGGCCGUCCCGCCCGCUCGCCGCAGCGCGACGCCGUCGCAGCAGCAGCAGCACCUCGCUCAACAGCAGCAGCAGCAGCAGCAGCAGCAGCAGCUGUACGCGACGGCGCCGCCGCCGCGCCCGCCGAGCGCCCAGCGCACCAUGUACGGCUCGGCGAUCCCGCCGCACUUGCAGGGCGGCGCGCCGCCUCCCUCGCCCGGCGCUGCCCCCUCGCCGAGCGCGCCCUCGCCGACGACGGCGUCGUCGUUCGCGCAGCAGCAGCAGCAGGGCCAGGGCCAGGGUGGGGCGUUCGGCGCGCCGCAGGGCCCGGGCAUGACGCAGCAGCAGCAGGCCAUGAUGCUCCGUCAACAGCAGAUGCAGCAGCAGCAGCAGAUGCAGGCGAGCAUGGUGGCCGCUGCGGCGGCGGCGCAGGCGAGCGCUCAAGCCCCGGCCCAAGGCGGCAUGGUCGCCUCGUCGUCGUCGCCUCGGCCCGGCUCGGCCGCCGGCAGCGCGACGGGCAGCACGUCGAGCACGACGCCGGACAACCGCCCGCUCGCCGAGCAGUACCAGUCGGUGCAGGCGCUCAUCUCGGCGCCCACGUUCCGCCAGCUCCCGCCCGCGCUCCAGACGCAGCUCCAGAGCCAGGCCCAGAGCCUCCUGUACCAGCUCCAGGCGCAGGCGCACGCCGCCAUGGGCGGCGCGAGGACAGCAUCGGCGUCGGCGCCCGCUCCAGGGCCGAGCCCGGCCCAGCAGGCCCAAGCGCACGCCCUCGCGCAGGCCCAAGCGCAGCGCACGAUGAGCCCGGCGCCGAGCCACGCCCACGCGCCGAGCCCGCGCGCGCGCGUCCCGAGCUCGAGCUAUUCGCAGAGCCCGCAGGUCGCGCACGCCCAGGUCAACCGGCAGGCGAGCGUCGGCGCGCCAGGCCCGGGUCCGGGCGCGCCGGGCUCGCAGUACGCGACGAGCUACGCCGGCAGCCAUGCCGGGAGCCCGCCUGCGUCGGCGAGCGGCGCGCCGGGCUCGAUGCAGCGCCCGACGAGCGCGCUGGGCGGAGCCGGCGGCGGUCCGAGCGAGCGAGGCGACGGCGGCGGCGGCGGCGGCGGGUCGGCGUCGUUCUUCCGCGAGCAGCUGCAGGCGCAGCAGCAGCAGGCGAUGCGCGCCGGCACGCCGCAGCAGCAGCACAUGCAGCAGAUGCAGCAGAUGCGCGCGAGCUAUGCCCAGCAGUACGCCUCGUCCGCCCAGCAGCAGCAGCAGCCGCCGCACCAGCGCGUCGCGUCCGGCGGCAUGCAUCAUGGGUCGCAGGCCGGCUCGCCGGCACCGUACGGCCAGCAGCAGCAGCAGCAGCACUCGUCGCCGGCGCCGUACGGCAACUCGGCUCCGUCACCCGCCCAGUACCAGCAGUACGCCGCCGCGCACGCCCAAGCCCAGGCCCAGGCCCAGGCUCAAGCUCAAGCGCAGGCGCAGCUCCAUAGGCAGGCGCAGGCGCAGGCUCAGUCGACGCCGGGCAUGCAACACCGCCAGCCGCCCGGCGCGGGCAUGUACGCGUCGCUCGGCUCGCCGCAGACGGGUGCGCCCUCGCCCGCGCAGUCGGUCCAGGGCGGUACGCCGACGCCUCAGCAGCGCAUGCAGCAGCAGCAGUACCUGGGCAUGCAGUCAGGCCCGACGGCGCAGCACCUUAUGCAGCAACAGCAGCAGCAGCAGUACAACUCGCAGUACUCGCACGCGCCGUCGCCCGCGCCGAGUUCAGCGCCGUCGCCGUACACCGCUCAGCAGUACCAGGCCGCCACGCCUUCGUACUCGCAGGCGAUGCGGCCUCCUCCUCCCUCGCAGAACGCCGCACCACCACCACCUCCUCAACAGCCACCGCCGGCGUCCGCUCCUCCUUCGUCGUCGGCCUUCUCAAACCAAAACCUCGGUCGCGACGGCUCGCCCUUCCUCGCGGGUUCGCUCCCCUCGUCGACCCUCUCUGGGCCCACCUCGUUCAAUACUGGCGCCUCGGCGUCCUGGAUCGACGUCGGUACGCCCUCGCUCGGCGUCUCGAUCGACGACUCGUCCGACCCCUGGGGAGAAGGGUUCGGCUCGAGCGGCGGCGGCGGCACGGAGCCGGCCAAGAGCGGCGCAGGGGCGGUCGACACGUCGGCCGACGACGACUGGGAGGUGUGGCUGGCCUGA